Molecule: messenger RNA, 1480 nt
Organism: Quercus robur (English oak)
Lineage: Eukaryota; Viridiplantae; Streptophyta; Magnoliopsida; Fagales; Fagaceae
Product: probable pectin methylesterase CGR2
Exons: 8
Coding region: 282-1070 (262 amino acids)
Biological process (GO): pectin metabolic process
Molecular function (GO): methyltransferase activity
Source: RefSeq, a predicted model, not a curated record
AAUUAAAAAGAAAUAAAAGUAUCUAAAAUUUUCACAGAGCUCCCUCUCUUUUUGUUAAGCCGACACAGUAAGAGCAAGCACAGAUCUGGAUCGAGCUCUGAGAGAUCUCUCAGACCCAGCUUUGUAUUCUUCUUAAUCCAGGUCCAUGAUAACAUCAGUUACCUGACUGAUACUUGUACCAAGCGAUUCCAUUAGCUGAUAAUAUAUGCUUAUGCUUGUAAAGCGUGUAUCCUUCUAGCAUUUGAAAUACGGUUUUGUAGGCUCAGUACCAUUAUAAAGUUAUGUCAAGGAGGCCAGUAAAUCCUGCUCGACGCAUUGGGGAUGGUGUAAACAUCCCAUUUGUGGGUGCAGUGCAGUCCAAAUCACGCUCAUCACCUCUACUAUCUAUCGGACUAGUCAUUGUGGGCGCAAUCCUUGUUAUUGGUUAUUUCUAUAGUGGUUCAGGUGAACCAAGCGGUGAUAUAGAAGUUGUAAGUAAAGUUGAAGGUGGUGUUUCAUGUACAUUAGAAGUUCAGAGAGCAUUUCCUAUUCUAAAGAAAGCUUAUGGUGACAGCAUGCAUAAAGUGUUGCAUGUGGGCCCUGAUACCUGUCUGGUGGUAUCUAAAUUGUUGAAAGAAGAGGAUACUGAAGCAUGGGGUGUGGAACCAUAUGAAUUAGAUGAUACUGAUGCCAGCUGCAGGAGUCUUGUGCGUAAAGGCAUUGUACGGGUGGCUGAUAUCAAGUUUUCUUUGCCCUACAGGCCAAAAUCAUUUUCUGUUGUUAUAGUGUCAGAUGCAUUGGAAUACCUGUCCCCAAAGUAUCUCAACAAAACCCUUCCAGAGUUGAUGAGGGUAUCUGCAGAUGGUGUGGUUAUAUUUUCUGGUUAUCCAGGUCAGCGUAGAGCGAAAGGUGCGGAGUUGUCCAAAUUUGGCCGUCCAGCCAAAUUACGAAGCUCAUCUUGGUGGAUAAGAUAUUUUGUUCAGAAUAGGUUAGAAGAGAAUGAAGCUGCCUCGAAGAAGUUUGAACAGGCUUCAACCAAGAGGUUGUAUAAGCCGGCCUGCCAAGUUUUCCACCUCAAAUCACACCAUUGAAAACCAAACCUAGGUAUCAUAUCUUUACUUUGUAGCUGGCAGAAGAUACUAUUCCCGCAAGCAUCUUAAGAGCCCGAAGGGUAAGUUUAUAUUCUGUGGAAAUUACAGAGCCUACAUUUGUCUUCCGUUUAAGAGCUAGAUAUUCUUGUCAGUGUAUUUAUUGAGGAAGAUGGAUUGCAUGCUAUGACUUUGACCAUUUUUGUAUUCACUUAAAGGUUUUUGCUCCCAGAUGCUUGUUGUAUUUGUAAUGAUAAAUGCAUAAACUAGCACGUCCAAACUCCCACUUGUAUUUGUAAUGAUAAAUGCAUUAACUAGCACGUCCAAACUCCCUUUUGUAUUUGUAAUUUAAAGAUUGAUAUAAUGCAGCAGUUAUCAUGAUUCUUUGAUGAUGGCUUUUGCCAUUGAUAUAA